This is a messenger RNA of Vitrella brassicaformis, 3100 nucleotides long. Lineage: Eukaryota; Vitrellaceae. The record is from the annotation of a GenBank genome assembly.
AUUGAUCACACACACACACACAUAUGCACACGGGUGGCCGGGGGCUGGCCCUCACACAAGUCUGAUGACAUGGACUAGCGGCCCCACUACGCCUCACUGCAAUGUCAUCCAUCGCAUGUCAGAGAUGGCAUAAAUCACACACAGACACAUAUGCACAAGCAUAGAUAAAUGCACAUGUGACAGUGAGUGAGGAUGAAUGCGGACAUGUACAUGCACACACACGCGUCCAUGCGGGUCAGGCUGCCCCUGGGCUUCGCUCACGUCACGCUGCCUGUCUGUCUGCUGGGGCCGUGAGAGGAGGGGGUUCCCCUCGUUGCACGAAUCUCGGCAGUAAGCCAGAAGGCAGGCGUACAGCCUCGCGGCCUCGCCUCGCGGGGGCGUCGAGAAUGAAUUUGUCGAGAAUCUCGCCAGGGUUUGCAGGUAAUUUCUGUCUCACUUUGGUUCCCCUGCCUUUACGCCUGUCUCUCUUUGGUUCGAUUUUGUGGGAGCAUCUCUAGCUUCAUUUGCCAUCUGGUCGGCAGGCUUCUGUUCCUCCCCUCUCGGCUCAAAGAGAGCCUAUCAGUUGCGAUGCGGCGGAAUGGCUGCAGCAGCGGUAAGGAUGGAGGGGGAUGGCUGCAUAUCAUUCAUCAAUACCAAUUGAUUGCUGUCACGCUGUCGUACGUAUCCUUCUGUGCAGUCGUCUGGUGGCGCGAGGCCGUCUGGUUCUGUGAGUUGCCGAGAAAACAACUGUCUGUAUGGAGAAAGGGCAAUUGAGCGGAUGCGCCGGGCCCAUGGCAUGAUGUCCCUUCCUCUGAUUCAGAUCGACUAGGGGGAGGAGCAACCCCUUCAGGGCCAGAUGGACUGGAUCGCCAGGCUCCCUCGCCUGGCCCCCCCGUCCACUGCCCCGCGCCCGGCCCGACUACAAGUGGGCCGAGCCGAGCAACGAGGGUUGAGCGCUUGGAGUCGCUCCGGUCUGAUGGGUCGAAUGUGCCCACUCCAACUCCGCGUACGCCGGCUGCUGUGUGCGUGAAUGUCUUUCUCUCUCCUCAUUCGUCGAUCGAUGUCUUUGUCUCUCUCUCUCUCUCUCUCUGUGUGUGUGUGUGUGUCUGUGUGCCUGAGUGUGUUACAGCGACCGAGAGACGUGUCUGGAUACAUUCAGACGAGGUAGGUGCACACGUAGAAUAAGUGGGCGAACGAAUUGUCACCCUGCUGCGCCAUGUGGAUGGCUUUGUCUGUGUCUCUUUUUGUCUUUCCAACGAACGAAUGACUAUGUCCACUGUCGCCCAUUGUGCAGCGACAAGACUUCCAUCCUGCCGCCAGUGGUUCAUGACACAUACAUGCGAUUUCCACGCUCGCGUCACUUGGCUGUCUGUCUCUCUUUUGUGCAGCAGGAGCGUCUGGUGGUGAUGGAUUCGAUCUUAGCUCCAAGCCUUCAACAGGGUACGCAGGUGCACAACACAAGAGCACGCCAUCUAUUUGUACAUAUGCCACACCAUCACACCCUCUCACUCUGUGUUGUGUCUGUGUCUGUCUGUGUUGUUGCCAGUGCACUGCCAAGUUGUGUGCUGCUGCGGCAGAUGCGUUGGUGGCCGUUUGGCUGGCCCUGGCAGCGUACAACCGACUCCCCACUGACGGCUGGUUACGGUGGGCGUCGCUGCCACUCACCGAGAGCAUUCUCAUCUGCUUCCUCGGCGUGUUCACCGGCCUCUCCGUCGCAUCCGUUUGGUGGGAGGGCAUCUGUUCGUGCCUCGGACCGUGUGGGGAGUGCUUCGGGUGGUGCUGCGAGCGCUUGGGUCGGUGCUGCCGGUGCUGUGACAAGCGAGGAGGAAAGACAACCGCUGCUGACAGCACAGGGGCAGCUGCUGAGGAGGCGGCCAGCAGAGGCACAGAUGCCAAGAAGGAGGCCAAAGAAGUCGACGGCAUAGAUGACAAGGUGAAUGCGCGCAUUUGCAAGACCUUGAGUGAGUAUGGCGGCAAGGGCAGCCUACCCUCAUCUCAGCCCAGCAGCGGUGCAUCCCCGACUGGCCGCGAGAGACGCCUCAAUGUGGUGAGCAUCAUGCAUGUUGUGUAUGUCUGUAUGGAUGCAUCAAUGCUUUAUGUUGUGCAUCGCCAUCUCCAGGACCUCCAGACUAUCUCACGGGAGGAGAUCAGGGGGGGCGGGGCGAGGGACUCGGGAUGGGCGAGGCACAGGUCGGUGCGUCUCGUCCGGUCGCUUUGGUGAAUCCAGUGGGGGGAUAUCCAUACCGUUCGAUGGAGGUAUGCAUAUGUAUGCCACAACGAAGGAAUGCCCUCAUGCAAAUAAAUGUCUGUGUAUGUAUAUGCAGAUUCAGGCUGGUCCGUUUGCUGCUGGACUUCCACUUCCGCUGCUUCCGCAGGUGCGUCGUAUAGAUAUCACAGGCAUGCAGAAGCACACACAUGUUUGCCCUUGCGUGGACGUUAUCAGGGCAUUAGUGUACGUCCCCCGGCGCUGCCGCACGGCGCAAGUGUGCGCCCUGGCAUCUUUAAUACUACGCGUAAGCAACAUAAAGACACACACCCAACACAGAGAGAGAGAGUCUAGCGAAUGCCCAUCCAGCCGCCGAGCUACGCACGUCCACAGGUAUACGCGCAUACACAAAGAAAGACAAUCCAUUUCCCCUAUGUGUUCUGCCCUCACUGCCCCUCAGGGAGCCCGAACCCACAGACGCAUGUGCGACGAAAGCGAGACGUACAGCAGAGAUCAUCUGCGCCUUGCUCUAUGUCUGCAGGCCGCCCGGCGUCUCGAUGCUGCUGCGGCUGCUGGUGGUAACCACGUCCCCCCGGCAGGACGAGAGACAUGUUUACCUGUGUGGUUACAUUCUGAUGUGUAGGGCAUUACGUGCGCAGUCUGACUGAUUUGGUGUGGGGGCUGUAUGGAUGGACGGAUGGCCGGGAACGGUUAGUGGGUGGAUGGAGAGAGGCAGCCAUUCGUAGCAGGCGCUUUCGACGAGAUGCUUUAGUUUUUUUUGUCUCUAGUGUUUUUCAAUCGCUGCCCACAUUUUAUAUUUUGAUGUAAGCGCAGUCAACGAGCGGAGAACAGCUAGACUGCUGAGCUAGUGUCCAAGAGAAGAGCCAUAAAGAACAAAGCCAGGCAUGUCCAUGC